GGCUUCCCCUGAAUGAGGCUGGAGCGAGGGGGGAAGAAGACACAGAGAAAAGGCACAGCUGGCAAGAGCCCUCAACACUAACGAGAUGGUCGCAGAAGAUCCUGCAUAAACAAGAGGCUGAGGAGGCCAUCUCUGAGAGAGCAGGACCAUCGAGGACUUGGCCGAGUGCUCAGCGACAUGGAGUCGCAGAAGGACAUUACCACGUGGGAAUCCUUCCGUGCCAAGACCAAGCCCUUCCUGCAGAACUUAAAGAAAGGCAAAAUGUUGAGCAAGAGGAAAGAAGGGAAGAAGAGGCACCUUCUGGACCAGCGGAUGAGCGUGUCGGAGCCAGACAUGGUGCAAGUGGGCAAGACGUACAGUGAGAGCUGCUCCCGCGUAAUUGUCAAGACCUCUGCCAUCAACUACUUCAGCAGCCCGUCCACCCCGGUUAAGAAACGGGAUCAGGUCGUGGCGACGCAAAUUUCAGUCUCGCCAGGCCAGCCUCCGAAACCGGAGAACUCGUGUCCUGAAAAGGAAGCUUGCACACCCACGACAUUACCCGAGUUAGUCCAGGAAUCCAGCAGCAAUAGCGCUGAAGACCUGGUGGAACGCAGCUUCUAUCUUGGAAUGGAUGACAAAUAUGCGGAUGAUCUCAGUGAAAGCACUGACCUCGAAUCAUCGCAGAGUUCACAGUUCCUCGAACAGUCCUUCGAACACCAUGAAGAGCCAGGGCGAGAGCCUUCUGCGUGUGGUUUGCCCUCGUACCUCCUGACCAUCCAGUUGAAAGAGGGGCGGAAUCUGGUAAUCCGGGAUCGCUGUGGUACGAGUGAUCCUUAUGUCAAGUUCAAACUGGCUGGCAAAACGCUGUACAAGAGCAAGAUCAUGUACAAAAACUUAAACCCUCGAUGGGAUGAGACCUUUGUCAUACCAGUCAAGAACUUGAAUCAAAAGCUGUAUGUCAAGGUUUACGACCGAGAUUUGGCCACGGACGAUUUCAUGGGUUCUGCAUAUCUCAGUCUGAGUGAGCUUGAAGUGAACAGCACGGUACUGAAGCAAUUGCAGCUCGAUGAUCCAAAUAGCCUGGAGGAAGACAUGGGCGAGAUUAUCCUGGAGAUAAAACUUGCCAACAAACCGAGGGACAGCAGAAGAAAUGCUGGUCCAGUCAGGAAGAAGCGAGGGACGCAGACAAAGACUAGCUUCAUCCAGAAUAUCCGCCUGUCUGAGACCCUUCGGAAAAGCCAGUUGUGGGAUAGCAUUGUCACCAUCACUCUGUUUGAAGGAAAGGGGUUCAGAGAAGAUGCAGCAGAGGGAUGCUACGUCAAAUUCAGGCUGGGGGAGGAGAAGUACAAAAGUAAGGUUCUAUACAAAUGCACAAAUCCUCAGUGGAGAGAGCGGUUUGAUUUUCACCUGUUCAAUGACAGGACGAAUAUUUUGGAAGUUGAAGUCUGUGGGAAAGUCAACCAAAAACAGGAAGCAAGCUUUGGCAUGUGCAAAGUUAACCUUUUGACGUUACCCAAGGGACAGGCAAACUGUAAGGAGCUGCUGCUGGAAAAUGGACAGGGUUCUGUGGUUUUGUUGAUUACACUUAGAACGUGCAACGGGGUCUACAUCUCUGACCCCUGUGUCAGCCCACUGCAUGAUGAGACUGAGAGGCAGCAGAUUAUUCAGAGAUAUUGUUUGAGAAAUACCUUCCAGGAUAUGAGCGACAUUGGGUUCCUGCAAGUACACGUGGUAAAAGCUAGUAACUUGGCAGCAGCAGACUUUGCAGGGAAAAGUGAUCCAUUCUGUGUGCUGGAGCUGGGCAAUGAUAAGCUACAAACUCACACUGUGUAUAAGAACCUCAAUCCUGAAUGGAACAAAGUCUUCUCGUUUGACAUCAGGGACAUCCAUGAUGUCCUUGAGGUGACAGUCUUUGAUGAGGAUGGAGACAAGCCACCAGACUUCCUGGGCAAAGUUGCAAUACCCUUGCUUUCCAUCAAGAACGGUCAAGAGACUGCCUAUUUUUUGAAGAACAGAAAGCUGGGCCGACCAGAGAAAGGAGUUCUUUACUUACAGAUGGAUAUUAUCUACAACCCGAUUAAAGCAAGUAUCCGGACAUUUAAACCCAAAGAACCAAGAAAUCAAGAAGAAAAUGCCAAAUUUUCCAGAAAGACAUUAACGAGGAACGUUCGGCGUGUUCGGAAUAUCACCAGGGCGAUAUGGAAUACUUUGCAGUUCAUCCAGAGCUGCUUUGAAUGGCAUUCUCCCCAGAGAAGUUUAAUCGCCUUUCUGUUGUAUUUGGUGAUCGUCUGGACGUUUGAGAUGUACAUGAUCCCACUCGCCUUUUUGUUGCUUUUUGCCUGGAACUACAUUCAGAAAGCCAGAGGGAAAGUGGUCAGCCAGCACUACAUGGAGGAUUAUGACGUGGACAUUGAUGACGACGAUGAGGAGGAUGAAAAGGACUCUGAAAAAAAAGGCUUGAUAGGCAAGAUCCACAUGGUUCAAGACAUUGUUAUUACAGUCCAAAAUAUCCUGGACACAGCAGCAUCGUUUGGUGAAAGAAUCAAGAACACUUUCAACUGGUCAGUCCCGUUCCUUUCCAGACUUGCCUGUACUGUGCUUGCCGUCUGCACGCUCAUGUUAUACUUUGUCCCACUGAGGUAUAUCCUGCUGAUCUGGGGCAUACACAAAUUCACGAAGAAGCUAAGAAAUCCAUACGCCAUCGAUAAUAACGAGCUGCUUAACUUCCUCUCCAGAAUUCCAUCAGAUGUCCAAAAGGUGCAGCAUGCCGAGCUGAAAAUGAGCAAUGGCCUGACUCCUGUUAAGAAGAAAAAAGGCAAUUCAUAACUCGUGGAGUAAGUUGGAGGCGCUGAUAUCUUGAUUGUUCAGCUGAGAACUACAUUGAGAGCUCCCACUUUGAACUGUCCCCUGUCAAGCUUGAUGUCUGCGUGGGUCUGGGUGUCUAUCUUAUUCAGCCGAGGUCUAAAAAUGACUUUUGUUUCAUUCAGUGGAAAUAUGUGCAAUAUUUUGAGUUUGACAUAUGAUUUGAAUUUAAGAUAUUUGGGUCAAUUUGAGGUCUCUUACGCUAUUUUGCCUUCAGUGGCUAUUAUUUUGCCCCUUAUGUUCUGAAACCUUGGGAUCGGUCUGUGUUUAUGCUGCUUGUCAGUAUUCUGAUAGAGUGCCCACCUUUUGAUCACCCUGCAGAUUUUUGUUCUGUGAACUCAGGUGAGUUCUUUAAAAGAUGGCCUGACAUCAGUGCACCAAAUUCCAGCCCAAGUAGGAAAGGCAGCAACCUACUUCCCUCAUUGUGAACAUUUCAGGAAAAAAAGUCCACAUUAUCCUGUUUACUCUCUUGGUGUGACAUGAUUCUUUUUGAGUAAAUUUUAGACCAGUCUGUUUUUUUACCCCCUUUCUUCCAAACAGGCUAUCAAUUUGUUGAUCACCUGUUUUGUGCUGCUGCCAAAGACCAGUUUCACUCCCCGUUUGCUUUCCUGUUACAUUCCUGCUCAUUUCUUUUGCCUUAAUUCCUUUUGCUGCAUCUCUCCCUUUUAUCUAAAGUGUCAUGAACUAAGUUUUGGGCCCAUCAAUUCCACCUCACCGUGAACAAAGCUUCAAUUUAGAAUGGACGCAAUGGUUGGACUUUCUCUUGCUUUGAAAUCUUCCUGCGUCUUUCGCUGUAUAAAAGACAAGGUAUCGUACUGCGCCAGAUUAGAAGCUGCCAGCGUGAUUUCAGUGGCAAUUCUGUGGGUUUGUGUCAAGUCUGGAACUCUUGCAUACUGGCUGUGGUCAGAUGGGAACCAUAGGUACAUUAAUUUAUGCUGCUACCAAUUUCAAACCCUGCCUAGUUUCCCUGAUCUCCUCCUGCUCAUUUCUUUUUAACCAGUCCAUCCAGUGCAUUCCAUAGAUGGACUCGGAAUGAUCCAUACCCCCAGAAGAUCACCACGCAUUCAGAGCCUGGACAGGAGAGCCAUUAGGAACAAAAUGUAGAAAUCAGUAACCAUGUUACAGAGGGGCAUUUGGAAAAGCACCAGUGAGGAGUUGGAACGACAGAUAUGUGGAACAGAAUCGCAACACACUGGUAUCUUCAGGCUUUGCUCAGUACCAUGUGCAAUUCCAUCAGCUUCAAAAGUAACUCCAUUGCAUUGAAUUUCUUAAACAGCAGAGGAGCAAAGAUAGAAUAUGAAGCGUUAGCAUUUUUUCUUCUUUGUGCAUAGGAUGUGGGCGUUACUAGUUGUCUAUCCCUAAUUCUCCAUUGGUCAGUUAGGAUUAAGCCACAUUUCCAUGGUUCUAGAGUCAUAUGUAGGCCAGACCAGGUAAAUAUGGCAGAUUUUCAUCCCCAAAGGACACUAAUCAGGGGUUUUACAAGUGACAGUGGUUACCAUUAGGCUAUUUUUAAAUCCCAGAUUAUUUCAUUAAAUUUGUAUUUUGUCACUUGGCAUGAUGGGAUUCAGUGUCCCGAGAGCAUUAUCUUUGGGUUUUGGCUUAUUCGUCUGAAUUACUAAGACAUUACCACUAUGUCACUUCCAACUGUUUCUAAUUACAUUUUCUUAAAUCUGCUUAAACAGUUCUGUCCAGGAAUCUGCAGUUUGUUACAUUAGCAACUGCAUUGGGUAACUUACCAGUGCUUUAGUUUUCAAACACCAUACAAGAGCUCUGCAGAACCUUUGUGGAUGAAGUGUAUAGUUGGUCAUACUGAUGGCUGCCUUAACCAUUCAGUUCCUCACUUUCUGAAUGAAUGAAUUCUGAAGCCAGGGGUCUUACAGCUGUGAAUAGGAAUUGAGUUGCCAAGCGGCUGUUAACUAAUGAUUUACAAGCUAUUUAUUUGCAUUAUAAACAUUUUUUUGCUCUUGGUUACAAGACUGUUUGAAGUGUCUGAAGAAUGUUUGGUUAACAUAGACACUCUUAAGUAAGGUUCUUGGCUCCAGUUCUGUAAGGGAAAGGAAAGGUUUCCAAAUGGAAUGACAGAAAAAGAGUAGCAGAGAUGCUGUGGCUGUUUGUAUAGGUGUCUAUUUAAAAAGUCAACCUCCUCGCUCUCACUUUAAAAGGGCAGUAUGGAUUUGUUCUGCACUCUGGUUUUAACUCCUGCCUGGCAGGAACUGAUUGAGACAGUCUCACAAGGCUGGUAGUUGAAAUGGGGGCAGUCACUUUGCUUCUGUGACUCUGCUGUCUUCCCAUCAUGUCUCUAUAUUAGCCCUGCCUGGUAGAGGAUGUGAGCGGGACACCAAGGAAACAGGAGUCCUGCAAUGCACUUCAGGUCACAGUGGGGUCACCAUUGCAAAACAUUUGCCAUCUUUUAUCUAAAUGGCACUUCAGACUGUUUGCUAUGCCCAGUGUUUGCUGUCCAUAUAUUGACAGAAGAAACCCCAUUUCCUUUUCCAUUUUUGGAACUUGGUGGGGAAUUAAACUUGGACAAUAUAAGUGUUGAAACCUAAGAGUUACUAUCUCAAGAAGCUCAGAGUUUAUAGAGUGAUUAUCACAGAAAUGUUUCAGUACAGCAUGAGGCAAUUCUGGUCCAUGUGUCUGUACUGAGUAUUUUAGCUCAGUGCCAGCCUUCUGUCUUUUCUUUGAACACUGUUUCUGUGUAAAUAACCAUCUGAUGCCCUCUCGAGUGCCUCAUUUGAAUCUGUCUCCACUACAUUUCCAGGUAAUGCAUUCCAGACUGUAACUACUUGCUUUGAGAAAAAUGUUUUUCCUCACUCAGUCUUUUGCAAAACACUUUGAAACUGUGCUGUCUGGCCCUUGAGCCAUUUGCAAAUGAGAACGGUUUCUCCCUAUCCACUCUAUCCAGUUUUCACCACAUAAUUUCUUUGAAAACAUCUAUCAAAUCUCUUAUUAGCAUUCUCCUCUCCAUGAAAAAUACUCUCAACCUCUCCAAUUUUUCCUCAUAACUGAAGUUUUCCAUCGCUAGAACCACUCUUGUAAAACUUUAUAUUCUGUCAAUGAAUUCACAUUCUUCUGAUAGUGGGGACCCAAACUCAGCACAGUACUCUCUGUGAGGUCAUAGAGUCACAGAGAUGACCUGCACGGAAACAGACCCUUCGGACCAACUCGUCCAGGCCGACCAGAUAUUCAAAAUUAAUCUAGUCACAUUUGCCAGCCUUUGGCCCUUUGGCUGGGUUCGAUUCCAGCCUCGGGCAACUGUCUGUAUGGAGUUUGCACAUUCUCCCUGUGUCUGUGUGGUUUUCAUCCACGUGCUCUGGUUUCCUCCCACAAUCCAAAGAUGUGCAGGUUAGAUGAAUUGACCAUGCUAAAUUGCCGAUAGUGUUCAAGGAUGUGUAGACUAGGUGCAUUUGUCAGGGGUAAAUGUAGAGUAAUAGGGUAGGGGAAUGCUCUUCAGAGGGUCGGUCUGGACUUUUUUGACCGAAGGGCUUGUUUCCACACUGUAAGGAUUCUAAGAUCACCCCUUAGCCUCUGACACUCCAGAGAAAACAGACCCAGCCUAUUCAGCCUCUCCCUAUCGUUUAAACCCUCCAACUAUGGCAAAACCCUUGUAAAUGUAUUCUGAAUCAUUUCAAGUUUAACAAUGUCUUUCCUAUAGCAGGGAGACCAGAAUUGAAUGCAGCAUUCUAAAAGUGGCCUAACCAAUCUCCUGUACAGUUGCAACAUGAUCUCUCAACUCCUAUACUCUCAGCACUGACCAAUAAAGGCAAAUGUCUUCUUCACAAACCUGUCUACCUGUGACUCUACUUUCAAGAAACUAUGAAUCUGCGUCCCAAGGUCUCUUUGUUUGGCAACACUCCUCAAGACCUUACCAUUAGGUGUGUAAGUUUUGCCCCAAAACGGUGUUUUCUAUCAGUUCACCAGAGCCUUCCUGUUCAUGAACAAUAUGCACUUACUUAUGCAGCCUAGGGGAAUCGAUGCUUUAUCAACUGUUCUAUGUACCUAUUCUGCUAUCUUUAAUGGUUUACAUAUACAUGCAUCCAGCUCUCUCCGCUCCUGCACACCCUUUGGAAUAGUAAACUUUUACUUUAUACUUUCUCCAUGUACUUUGUAGCAAACCAUAUCACUUCAUACUUUUCUGCUUUGGACUUCAUCUGCUACCCAUCAGCCCAUUACACCAACUUGUCAAUGUCCUUUUGGAAGUAUACACUGACAUUCACACAGAUUACAAUUUGAGUCUAGCCACUGCUCGAGGUCUGAAGACCCAGAGUUUAACUUUGUGUAGCUGAUGACAUUUCCUGCAUAUAGGCAUUCCACUUGGUCAAGCUGCCCUACUGUAACUUAAUUUUACCAUUUUGUAGUAAUAUUAAGUAAAACUGAAGAUUUGCAGAAAGUACAACAUUCUUUGUAAUUUAAAACAAAAACUCUUGAAAACAAAACUCUUGGAAAUUUGAACAGUGUUGAACAGUAAUUUCACAACAACCAAUUAACUCUUAGCUAUCUGUGACAUUCGCUCCUUUCCCCUCUCUCCUGCUGUUUAAGGUUUGGUGAUUGUCUCUGGAUCCUCUUACGCUCCCAUUGUGCUCAGCUGAAGCAUAGUGGGUUCAGGCCAGGAACCUAUUUUAUCUUCUACUCCAUUGACCUCACACAGGGUACACUCAUUAGCUACACCCAGAGUAAAGAUUCAACUCCCUUUACAGUCACAAGUUUGAAAGCCAGCCAACUCUUCAUUAUUCAGUUGGAUAACAGUAAGCCAAAUUAUCAUCUCUCUGUAGUUUCAUAAGGAGAAUUAAAAUAAUUCAGAGCAAAUGAGGAAAAAAAUGCUUUCAAAAUACUUUUGGGUGAUUUCUACCCCAUGUUUUGCUUGCAGCAAUGCCAUGAAGGUCAUUGUUGAACUCCUGGAGAUCCCAAGACCACCGCAGAAAGAUUAGCAAUCUGCAAGCAUUGUAUAAGGCUCUUGAUCAGGUAUCGUGUUAAUCUGAGCAUCUGCUUCCUGUUUCAUAUCCCUCCAUGCCUGACCUCUCCCUAGCUAAAUUCCUCCAAACCCAAAACCCUCUGAACUAACUACUGUCAUCUAAUUCUGGACUCUGGUACAUGUUGGGCAUUAAGCGCUUUAAAUUAAUGGCUGUGGGGCUCAAAAUCUGGAAUAUAUUUCCUCCACCCCGCUAUCGCUCGUUAUCUCCUUUAACAUUUGAUGUGUUAAUGAUUCCAAACCAGACAGUCAGUGUAUCUUUAAGGGAGUUACUUAACAUCGCAACAUGUGUCACUCUAGUAUAACAGUCCUUGUUUUCAAUCACUCUCAGUGCAAUGGAGUCAGCGUAGUGUGUUCAGUCAGUCAAUUAUUUAUGUGUAUAUGUAAUAUACAAGUAAUAGUCAGUAAACAACCUGUGUAAAUUUGAAAUAUCAUACAAGUGUAAAUAGUUAGUGUUGUUAAUAAACUUGAAGACAUUUGCCUCAAUAUAAUCCAGUCUUUGUUAUAUGUUGUGUGAGCUCAUAUAUAGGGAAGCACUUGGACUAUAUCAAACUGGCAGCAAUGUUUGACCCAAAAAAACCUUUUUGUUGAUCUAAUAACUCCUUCUGCGAUUCAGAAUCAUAUUUUAUUUCAUUCCAUUCCCGUGAAUCGCUUUGAUAUAUUUAGUUGUGUUAAACAUGCUUUUGUACUUACAAGUGGUGUUGUUUUCCAUUUUCACUUGAAUUUUGCAGUUAUAAAAAAUGAGGGUGAAGUGGUGGUUUGACUGACUGCCACUCAGGUAGAUAAUGAAGAGUUGGGUUGUUGGUGGAAAGGCGAAGCACAUAUUGAUGAAUGUUUUGGCAGUUCAGAGGCAGGUGUGUUGGAAAAAGGUCACUGGGCACACUCAUCGCUUGAUAACUCACAUUUAAAUACCCUCAUGAUCAGGUCUCACUGGAGCUGAAACAUUUGAACAAAAGAACAUUAAAAGUCACACUAUCAAUAGGUUCAUUUUUGACCUUGCAAGGUAACCAGCUACCAUACCUCAGUCUUUCUAGAAGAUAUUAUGUAGUUCUUAAAGAAAAAUUGAACAUCAAGUUAUUCAACAGUAGUGGAUGGACAGUGGUUAAAUUGAUUAUUUUUGUGAUGAAUCAGUUCUUAAAUGUAUUACCUAAUCCACAUCAUAUUACCACUAUUAAAUAUCCUAGAGAGUAUCUCCUAUAAUAAAGUUUCUAAAAAUAAACUACACUUUAAAACUCUGUCUGAUUUAAUCAGUGUAAACUUUCUCGUUUACACUAUGCAAUUGAAUGAGUGGAAAUGCAGAAGGUGAAAUUGUUCUACAGACAAAGGGGUAUUUCGAAGCAUGGUCAU
This is a messenger RNA of Hemiscyllium ocellatum (epaulette shark), 9157 nucleotides long. RefSeq names its product multiple C2 and transmembrane domain-containing protein 2-like. The coding region runs from base 178 to 2805 and encodes 875 amino acids. Gene Ontology annotation, molecular function: calcium ion binding. The record is from RefSeq and is a predicted model, not a curated record. Gene Ontology annotation, biological process: regulation of neurotransmitter secretion. Gene Ontology annotation, cellular component: synaptic vesicle membrane. The transcript is spliced from 23 exons. NCBI's taxonomy places the organism in Eukaryota, Metazoa, Chordata, Chondrichthyes, Orectolobiformes, Hemiscylliidae.